Molecule: messenger RNA, 1308 nt
Organism: Bursaphelenchus xylophilus (pine wood nematode)
Lineage: Eukaryota; Metazoa; Nematoda; Chromadorea; Rhabditida; Aphelenchoididae
Source: the annotation of a GenBank genome assembly
AUGCCACAAUACGGCCUGCACUACAUGGACAGCCGCGGGCUUUGCGAGCCGCUGAGGUUAUGUCUGCAUUAUGCGGGCAUUCCAUUCGAAGACAUACGAUAUUCCGCUCCCGAAUUUGCAAAGUUUAAGGAAUGUGAGUCUUCAAUUUUUCCUCAAAAUGCAUUCUAUUAUAACACGUAACUUGCCCAUUUAUCGAUAAAGCCUCUACCUCAAAAUUUACAGGGGAAGUACUCCAAGUGCGACGCUCAGAUUUUCUUUAAAUUUUGCACACAUUUCGGGUAUGCACUAAAUAUCAAUUCCUGAAAGUUUUAGUUCGCGCUUUGCGUGCGCCGCCGAGAUAUCGAACGAUUUUUGCCGCCGAGAGAGCACGAAACGUUUUGUAGAAACAUUAUCCUUUACGGUUGAAAUAGGCAUGAAACUUUUCGUGCCGAAAUUCGGCAAAAAGUCCUAAAUUUUCGCCGACUUUCGAUUUAAAAAUCCCGGUUGUUUCUGCAAAGCGCGAGGUAGGCUUCUCGCAUCUAUCUUAGAAAAAAUUAUUCAAAAUUUGUGCCAAGUUUCAUCAAAAUCUGAGCGUCGCACUUGGAGUACUUCCCCUAUUAAUAAAAAUAGGUCCGCUGAAGUUCAUAAGGUAACAAGUAAGCUUUGAACCGUGGUCAGCAACUUUUGAACUGGGCCUUUAGCGUUGACAUGUUAAUUUGGCAAAAAGGCUUGCAGUAAUGGUAUGUAUGCAUGCAAAUAUUAGCCAGGUUUUUUUUCAGUAUAUCCCGGCAUUACAGUCCCAGCGUUGUUUGUGGAUGGGAAGAUGCUUACUCAGUCGGGCUCAAUCCUCCGUUACAUUGGCCGAUUCACCGGAUUGAAUGGAAAAGAUUCUUGGGAAGAGGCCAAAGCCGAUGAGACUUGUCAGUUCUCCCACGAUUACAUUCUUGCUCACUUGAAAUACCUCCUUCAUCGAGCGGGUAUUAAGCCUAUUGAAAGCGCCGAGGAGAUCGUAGGUUACGGUUGUAUGAUGCUUGUAAAUCCUCCUCUGCAAUGCCGUUUCAGGACGUCGCUUAUGCCGAAUUUAUUCCUCCGGCCACCAAAGCUUUGGAAUUUUUCGCCAAAAUGUUGGAAGGGACUGGGAAUGGCUAUGUUCUCAAGUCUGGCAUAACCUACGCUGACUUUUUUGUUCAAAAUUACGUCACCACCUUGAGGAAGCUUGAUGAUAAAUUGGUCGCAAAGUAUCCAAUAGUGGUGGAGCAUUUCGAAAAGAUUCAAAAACUCCCACAAAUCAAGGAUUAUAUGGCAAACAGAAAGGAAACUGUUAACUAA